Symbiodinium sp. CCMP2592 is the source of this 2952-nucleotide messenger RNA. NCBI's taxonomy places the organism in Eukaryota, Dinophyceae, Suessiales, Symbiodiniaceae. The record is from the annotation of a GenBank genome assembly.
AUGGUCUUGCCGAUCGUGGAGGAGAUUCGGCCGUUACCCACGAGCCUCCCGGCACGCGCGCCGGCUGUCCUUGAAGGCUCUGGGCGAUGGAGGUUUGCUUCCAGAAGCUCAGAGUGCAACUUGACACAGCACUACACCGAGCUGAAGGAGCAGGCAAUGUGCUCCGGGAUCGAAAUCAGCAAGCUGAAGGGACAGACCUUCGAAACCGUGCCGAAUGGAAAGCUGAUGGCCGUCAACCAGAGAUGCAUGGUCUAUGUCAUGAAAGACGGCUUUCUGCGGGUCAUCAACCAGAGUGGCACUGAUCAUUUCAAGCUGGCGAAUUCCUCAAAGGCUCGGGUGCUCGAUGUUGCGCUGACUAGGGAUGCCUCGGAAACGAAGGACAGCCGCGAGGAUUCGACCCACAUUCUUCUGUGCCUGGAUGAAGCCGGCUGCGUCACCGUCUUCUUUGUCGAGGCCUGCAAGAAAGCGCUGCCUGGCCGCCUGCAGCAGAUCGACAUCAUGCUGAGCAGCUUGCAGCCACGACGGUUGGCCAUGCACCCAAAGGACAGCACUUGCUUUGUUACGGUGCACUCGACCGCAAUCCGACUCUGGGACGUCGCGCGGCUGCGCGCGCAAUGCAACGCCCAAGGCUCCAUCGCGAAAGUCUUCUCAGACCCGGAAGAUGCACAUUGCUGCGACGUGGCCCACUUGCCCAAGGUGACGGCCCAUACGGGCGCCGAUCCGGAGAAUCGCAUCCUCGACGUCUCCUUCACGGUGGAUGGCAGCUGCAUUGCCGCCAUCACCAAGGACUGCCUCUUCGUGUGGCAGCUCGCCACUCUGGGGCGACAAGGACUUCGACUCAUCCAGCAGCUCACGAUCGACGCGGCCACCUCUCAGGACAUCUGGCAGGAGGGCCCCGCCUCCAUCCGAUUCCUGGCAGAACGCCAACGCAGCGUGGAGGUCGAGGCAAUGGUACUGGCCGGGGCCGAUGGUUGCAACCUUGCAGUCUACGCGUUCACCAGGGGCAGCCCCCAACCGGUCGGCCACCUUUUGCAGCACAUCUGCUUUGGAACCCGAGGCUCCGGCGUGAGGGCCGUGUUGGAGGUCGACAGCAUCAUGCCCACGUCCCUGGCAUUGACAUUCUGCGAGAAAAACUGCUCCGCGGUGCUGCCGUUGGCAACUCACUUUUCUUCGUCCUCAAGGAUCGCUUUUCCCUAUGUUCAGCGCUUCGUCCACGAACUGCCGGCAUUCCACUUGGCCAUUAUGACUGCCCUGGACAGCAAGAACGUACGCACCCUAUUCCUGUACCGGAUCGUUCUCAGACGACGGGAACAGGGCGCUACUCAGAGCAAGCACGAAGUGAUCGUGCACACGCCGGUCAGAUCCGAUCUGCUCGCUCCAGAGGAGGCCCCGGAGCUUGCCAGUCCCAGUCCCAGCAGCUCUAGCGACAAAGGUCCGCCGGAGGAGGAUGAGCCGGCGGUGGUUGACGGCUGGGCGAAUGGCGCCCAGAGCGGAAGUGGCGCCGACGCCGAGGUUGAGGACAAGGUCGGCGAUGGAUCCGGCGACGGACUGCCAGCCGAUUCGGCCGGCAGCGCCACGAAGAAGCCGGAGGAGUUUGUGAAGCGGAUUGCAGCCUCGUUCGUCCUCGGGCUUUCCAAGAAGAAAGAGCACCUCGCAGACAAGAUAGUUCAAGAGGUUGUGAGCCUCUUGAAGAACAACGGGAGCGCUGGCCAGUCGGAUCCGGCCAUGAUGGACCAGGUACUUGCCAAAGUGCGAGAGGCCCGCGAGGUCCAAAAAGACAGCGACAAGAAGCUGCAAGAUGCAGUGCGAGAGGCCACCGAUGCCUGGGCAGAGACUUCUGCGGCGAGCAUGUCGUCUCUGAUGUCCAAGGAGUUUGGGAAGAUGUCUCAGGGAGUGGCCUCGAACCUGGCGCAGCAGCUCUCCCAAUCUCGGAAGUUCUGCGAGACCUUGGCAAGAGGCGUUCACAAGUGCGGUGCGGCCGCAACCAAGCAGGCCUUGGAGUCCUUUCGGCCGCCCAAACAGCUCCAGGAGGCCGUGGGUGCCGCCCUUGGGGAGGCUCUCCAGGAGUCUCUCGCACCAGUUUUCAAGGCGGAAAUCCAGUCACACUUCGAGAACGAGCUCGGGCCCUUGAUCGGUCACCGGGUCAGCGAGAUGCUGACCGCUUUCCGGGACUCCAUGACGGACUGCCUGGAGUCCAUCGCUGCGGAGCACGAGCAGGCGGCCGAGCGACUCGGCAGAGACUUGGCCCCGCUCAUAGCAGAGGAGCUGAGACAGGUUCGGCACUUGGUGCAGUCCUCGUCAGGCGGAUCCAGUACCAUGCAGGAGGCAGAGUUGGAGGAGCUCGUGCGAGCUGUGGAGAUGGAGGUUGUCCAGCCCUUGCACGCGCGAGUCAAGGAGCUGACUGCACAAGUUCAGGCAUUGCGUGAAGAAGCGGUGGAGCUUCAGCGUCGCAGCGCAGAGAGCCAAGGUGUGCGAGAGGUCACCCCCGCGUCUGAGGCUGCGCAGGCGAAGGAGCUGGAGAGCAUGUUUCGUCACGGUCGUGUGGAAGACGCUUUUCUGCGUGCUAUCCAAAAGCAGCGCCAAGCAAGACACUGUGAUUUCCUGGAGUGCCUUUGUGCUCUUGUGCCAGAGCCGGAAGCCUGGCUCACAGAGGAUUCUUCUGGAAGCCCGAUUUCUCCUCAGGUCAAGAUGAAGCUCAUGCACGCGCUUGCACUACAGUUGUCCGAGAGGCUGGAGGAGCCGGUCUUCCUACGGAAGGUGGAUUGGAUACAAGAGCUCUGGCUGGCCAUGGACCUGGAGGACGAGGCUGUGGAUCGCCAGGCCAAAGGCCUCUGUGCUCAGCUCAUCGAGGCCUUGGACAGCGCGCAAGCUGAAGGGGCUUCGAAAGAGCAGGCACUCCGGAAGCUGAAGCGCACACUGCAACAAGCGGCGAAGAUGCUUGCACGCGACUGA